Cetraspora pellucida is the source of this 1401-nucleotide messenger RNA. NCBI's taxonomy places the organism in Eukaryota, Fungi, Glomeromycota, Glomeromycetes, Diversisporales, Gigasporaceae. The record is from the annotation of a GenBank genome assembly.
AUGAAGACUGGUGUAAACCAAGGCAGAAUUAAAGGUUGUUCUCGUCCUUCAAACUUUAGAAGCAGCAGAGACCACUUGAAAAUGGCGACUUCUGAGGGAAUUUCUACGUUUCAAAACCUUUUAUACGUAGCUGAUCAGCCGGUUGAAAAUAUUGCAGACACUUUUAAAGGUUUAGUGCCUGAACAGAAAAGGUUUGAAGCUGCUUGUACGUUAAUGGCGAUGCUUGAAGAUGGCGACUUACAGGCAAACCAACGAAUUGUUGCCCUUUAUAUUCUAUAUCAUUUAUAUAACAUCGUUCCUAUUCAUGAAAAUCCAUUCCUUUUGCUAUUUCUGAACCUCUAUAAAUCACUUUUCUCAAAUCUUGCUUUUGUCAAAGCUAAUUAUGAUUUGUUGGUUGAAUUUCGUGUGGAAGCCCUAAUUUUAGCUGACAAAGGAGCUCAGUUGGCACAUAAAACUCCAACUGAUAUAUUCUUUCAGUUUUCAAACACCGAAAAUUCACUAAUGGAUACAGAGGAAGUCAACAUUGCGAGAUUUGAGCAUUAUAUUAAGCAUGAAUUCGAUGUUCGACCAAAAGGACAAUUAGGGAGGCAAUCGGAAACCAAAAAAUCACAGUCUUGGACUGAAACUUGCGAUAAGGAAGUCAGAGAAGUUUCAUAUAAUUCACCUUCCCAAGUUUCAGUAAUAAAGCAUGAGUCUAAUCCGCUCGAGGUGGAAAUGGACUAUAACAUGCUGGCAGACUUAGAUCGCGAUGAAGUCCGAUCUUUGAUGAAUAGAGCUUUGCAAGGAGCAUUGUCAAUACCGGAAGAGGAGUUCAUAUUAACGCAACUUGAAAAGAACGAUAAGCUUAUCUAUACUUGCGAUUUUUCUCCGGAAAAGCUUCCUUUCCUGAUCGAAAACAAUUCAAGAGUUGCCAUAAAAGUAUUAUUACAACUUAAAUCGUCCCCACAGAUUGAUCAAUAUUUGGAGGCGCUUCUGACUAUCGACGAUCCAGAGCGGUCCCAGCAGUCUUCUAUGGAACCGGUUAACAGAAUGAGGUCCUCUAUGGAAGUGGUCAAUAAUCUUUUGUCAUUAUUCCCACUUACACCGGAAUUUCUUCACUCUUAUCUCUCUAAUUGUGUACGUGCUUGUGAAGAAUGUCGAAAUAAGAAUAUACAAGAUCGUCAAGUUCGUCUUUCACUUAUUCGUAAAAAUAUAAUAGAUGUUAACAGAUUUCUUAUUGAGAUACAAGCAUUUUGCCUUCAAUUCUCGAGAAUUCGAGAAGCAGCUAACUUAUUUAGGUUUUUACUUGAUUAUCAAAAAGAAGCAGUUGCCGAAGAGGUAGUUGUUUUAAGUGACUUAUUGAAUAGCAGUGAUAUUAAUGGUGAGAGCGGUGACCAUUCGGGAAAAUGUGAAUUAUCAUAG